AUGAUCGAAGACGACGGGUACAGAUCGUCGUCCCAGUAUCGCCUCUGGUCCUACACGAAGAACAGCUUGACUCAAAUACGACAGAACACUAACAAUAUCGCCUCAGAGCAUGUAAAAGCUGCAUUCCGAAGGGCACAGGCUGCCAAAGCAUCUCAAAAUGGGUCAAAUGAGUCCAUCGAAAAUCAAGGACAGGGCGAGACUGCCGUGGACAUCCAAACCUUGACAAUCGACGAGGAGCUCAAGAUAGUGGAAUGGGGAUGUUCAAAGAUGCAGGAUAUGGGAGAGGCCAUGAAUCCACGCAUACCCUCACACGUCGUGGCUACCGCAAUUCAGUAUCUUCGGCGAUUUUACCUCACCAAUUCGCCAAUGACUUAUCACCCCAAACAAAUCAUCGCAUGUGCGCUCUAUCUCGCUACAAAGGCUGACCACUUCUACAUUUCACUGUCAAAAUUCGUGGCAGAGCUCGAAGAAAUGACAGAGGACAACGUCAAGGCCCCUGAGUUUCUACUGCUACAGGGACUCCGCUUCACACUGGAUGUGCGCCAUCCCAUGAAAGGUUUGGCUGGAGGGCACAUUGAGAUGAACGUAAUGGCCGAAGAAGGCCAGCUAGGCAACAUAUCGACAUCCUCCGGAUCAGCAAAGAGGAUAGGACAAGCUGCCGACCAGGCCAAGAAACUCCUGGCUACAGCUGCUCAAUUGACUGAUGCCUACUUUCUUUACACCCCCAGUCAGAUUUGGCUGGGUGCUAUGAUGGUAGCAGACAAGGAACUCGUUGAGAUCUAUCUCGAACAGAAAUUGUCCCAGUUGCAGGCAAAUGCUCAUGUGACUGCCAUCAAAGAAAAGAUUGUGUCAACAAUUGUUGAAUGCGCUGCUCUACUUGAAUCAUAUCGAUCUCCAAACGAUGACGCUACCCAGAGGAAGGAAAUGAGACGGAUUGGAAAGAAGUUGACGGUCUGCCAGGAUCCAGAAAAGCUCGAUAUUGUAGCUGUUGCAAGGGCAAAGGCCGCCGAGAAGAGAGAAGGAGAGGGCAGCGACACAGAGAAAGCGAUGAAGAAGCGUAAGCUGGAGAGAGAGCGACUGGAGAAGGACGGCGACGUCUUUGGCCCUGAGUUGAAAAGUAUACAGACGUAA
Messenger RNA from Exophiala spinifera, 1131 nucleotides. RefSeq lists its product as uncharacterized. The record is from RefSeq and is a predicted model, not a curated record. NCBI's taxonomy places the organism in Eukaryota, Fungi, Ascomycota, Eurotiomycetes, Chaetothyriales, Herpotrichiellaceae. The transcript is spliced from 2 exons. Gene Ontology annotation, cellular component: nucleus; transcription factor TFIIK complex. Gene Ontology annotation, biological process: regulation of transcription by RNA polymerase II; regulation of cyclin-dependent protein serine/threonine kinase activity. Gene Ontology annotation, molecular function: cyclin-dependent protein serine/threonine kinase regulator activity. The coding region runs from base 1 to 1131 and encodes 376 amino acids.